Molecule: messenger RNA, 900 nt
Organism: Pistacia vera
Lineage: Eukaryota; Viridiplantae; Streptophyta; Magnoliopsida; Sapindales; Anacardiaceae
Product: probable polygalacturonase
Exons: 3
Biological process (GO): carbohydrate metabolic process
Molecular function (GO): polygalacturonase activity
Source: RefSeq, a predicted model, not a curated record
UAUCUUCCCUUUACAAGACCCAAUCUCAUAGAAUUUAAGAAUUCUAGAAGCAUAAUCAUUUCCAAUGUGAUCUUUCAGAAUUCUCCUUUUUGGAACAUCCAUCCUGUUUAUUGCAGCAAUGUCGUUAUCCGAUAUGUUACUAUCUUGGCUCCAUUAGACUCUCCCAAUACUGAUGGAAUUGAUCCAGAUUCAAGCUCUAAUGUAUGCAUAGAAGACUCUUACAUCUCUACUGGAGAUGAUCUUGUGGCUGUGAAGAGUGGAUGGGAUGAAUAUGGGAUAAAUUAUGGUCGUCCUAGUUCUGGCAUCGUCAUCAGGCGAAUUACAGGAUCGUCACCAUUUGCUGGAAUUGCAGUUGGAAGUGAAACCUCUGGCGGAGUAGAGAAUGUCUUGGCUGAAGACAUUAACCUUUACAAUGUGGGAGUUGGUAUACAUGUGAAGACAAACAUUGGUAGGGGAGGAUUUAUAAGAAAUAUCACGGUGUCUGGUGUGUAUAUGGAAGGUGCCAGGAAGGGAAUAAAAAUAGCAGGAGAUGUUGGCGAUCACCCGGACGAGAACUUCAACCCCAAUGCUCUCCCAGUCGUAAAGGGCAUCACAAUUAAGAAUGUUUGGGGUGUGAAGGUCCUAGAUUCGGGUUCAAUAAAAGGCUUGAAGAACUCUCCCUUCACCGGAAUUUGCCUCUCCGACAUUAACCUUCAUGGUGUCAAAGGACCAACAUCUCCUCCUUUCAAGUGCUCUGAUAUAAGUGGAGUUGCUUAUCAGGUAAAACCAUGGCCUUGUUCUGAACUGACCAGCUCCCAACAGACUGGCUCAUGUUCUACUUACGUCUGAUUUGUUAUUUAUUCAUGUAAUUUUUCAACUCAAUUCAAAUUAUUAAUAAAGUUUGAUGAGUUUAUGCAUCAA